Molecule: messenger RNA, 999 nt
Organism: Aspergillus heteromorphus CBS 117.55
Lineage: Eukaryota; Fungi; Ascomycota; Eurotiomycetes; Eurotiales; Aspergillaceae
Exons: 2
Coding region: 30-992 (320 amino acids)
Source: RefSeq, a predicted model, not a curated record
UCCAUAUCCCUCAUUCCACCCCUCCCAUCAUGUCCACCCCCCCAGUCCCCCCAGACUACUCCGAAGACUACGCCACACAGCCCUUCCCCCUCCGACUCUUCUCCGAAUACGACGACGAGAACGACCUCUGGAUCAAGCAGAAACUCGAAUCCCUCGUGAAAUGCGAUGUCUCUCCCACCCAAACCGCCCUCGAUUUCGACGCCACCAUCACACAGCUUGUCCUCCAAAAGCACGAGAACGUGAUGAAACGCGCCCUCCUCGCCCCCGAACAACGAGCCCAAGGAGGUGAAGAAAAGACGAACCCCUUCACCACCCUUCCCCGUCCGAGAUACUACAUCGAGACCCUCCUCCAGUCCAUUGCGCUUCUCGCGCCAUCCUUCCCGCCGCACCACGCGGGUCAAGAUGCCAUCAUCGAUUUUCUCAAGGCGCUUCAAGCCCUUCCCCGCCAUGAGCUAUAUAGCGGUUCUCCGCCGGAAGAUCCGAAUGAAAAAUACCCUACGAUGACCCUUUGGGCCCUCGAAACGCCGGAGGGGAACUGGGAGGGCUUCGCGGGGUAUUUCCGUCAUGAGAUAAUUUCAUGCCACCCCCCCUACCGCUGGCGCAACUUCAACUCCACCAUGGCGCGUCUCACCGCAUCCGGCUUCGCGGAUUGUACGCUCUGGAGCGCCCUGCGCGAUAUCCUGCCGGGGAGUGGUGAGUACCCGGAUCUGCAGCGGAGGCCGGUCGACGGACCGAUCAAGAUGGGGAAUGAUAUCAAUGCGGCGGCGCAGUGGGUUGUCUGGCCGGAGGAGUGUAGAUAUGUGUAUGAACGGUGUCGGAGGGGAGAGGGGAAGAACCUUUGGUGUAUGGAGAAUUGGAGGGAGUGGAAGAGUCAGUUUGCUUUUGUGGCUGGGGAUGGGCGGUUUGAGGGCAAGUUUCGGGAUGUUGCGGGGCGGGCGGCGAGGCAGAUGGUGGAGUGUGAGAGUGAGGGGGGAGAAUCGGUUGAUGGUUAAUUAGAGG